AUGUCGUCUACACCGGUAUAUAAACGUGAAGGUGAAGAAAUCGCGCCCGAAGCUGCUACAAAGCGUACUAGGAACACUGCCACCAUUGCCUCAGUGUACAAGGAAAAGCAAUCAGGUGCAUUCGCAUUCGGUUUCGGCGGAGGGGAUGACUACGAUGGAGCUGAUGUUGCAGAAAGGAAUGAAGAAAGUGAACCUGUGCAUACUCUAUUGAAUUUAGAUAAGAAUACCGACAAUGUAGCAAAUACACACGAGCAUUUGUCUGAAUGCACAAACGCACAGAAAGGCGUAGUCCGUAAUGAUGAGCCCGUUUUACGUUCUUCAAUUGCAUGCAUAGCUGUGCGUGAUCACUGGGCACCCGGAAUGACUGGAAAAGUAGUCAAGGAGCGAUAUUAUAACAUAAUAUGGGAGAAGAGCUCUGAUUUUAGCUUAUGUGUUACGGAUUCUUCUAAUGUAGACAUAGUUGGACCAGAGGGUCAUGUAGGCCGGGAGUAUUUCGUACCGCCAUCGGUGGUGCGAUUAGUGAGGAGCAGGACAGAUGAGAAGUCACAGACUCUGAAGAAUGACACUGUCACAAACACCGACAGCAUAUUACACUACGAUUCAACGUGGCUGAAGGCCUCGUGUGUACUAGGCUAUGACCUGCCCUACAGUAACACACCUAGUUUGUUAGAACCAGGACUGGAGUGCUUCGUUUGGCCUCUAUCUGCGGAUACAUUCAUGAAGAACGUCUUUCAACAAAAGGCACUGGUAGUCCAUGGUACGGGUCAGCGAUUAGAAGAGCUACGCAAGGACUUCCACGAUUUAGAUGUUGAGGAGAUGGUGCAAGAGGCAUCCCGUGUUGUUGUGUGGAUGAAAACCAAGCAGGGUAAGAUGCAGUACAUAGAUGCAGGGCCUGAUAUCGCCAUAAACUGCUACAGAGCUGGCCACACUCUGUACUUCAAUCCAUCUUUAGAUGUACAGAGAAAAUAUUUCGACGCGCUUACAGACAGUCUCGGCAUGAAGUGUAUCGACUUCGGCAUGAACAGAGUGGAUGAUUUUGGCGGCGACAUCGAGAUAUUUGCGGUAGAUCGCGCACACGACACACCAUGGCACUUCGAUGCGCAAGAAAAUUUCACUAUCCAAUUGAGGGGAACAAAGCGAUGGUCAGUCUGCAAGAGCGACCUGAAGGAUAUCGUCACGAAUCUCCACCCCGACUCAACGAAUAUAGAGGCAGUAUAUAACGACUACAAGACGCACAGUGGAUAUACUGGAACGCGACCGACCGCACCCAAAGAAGGCAUUGAUGAUAUAUACACCUUCGUAUUGAGACCUGGUUCAAUACUAUAUGCGCCGGCUGGGAUGUGGCAUCGCGUGCAAUGCGAGAAUGAGGAUGGGGGAUCACUCUCCAUGAAUUUCAGCGUAGAUGGUAGGAGGUGGGCGGACUUGUUUGCAAGUCGUCUACAGCCUCUGUUAUGGAAAAAUGCGGGUUGGAGAGGCAGAAUACAAGAUAUGAAUCCAAAAAAGGCUCGAGAGACCCUCAAUGGGUUGUUGGAGAAGCUCAAAGAUACUGUGAGCAGACUGACGGCGGACGAUUUCUUACCUCCGGCUAUUUUGGACAGCAACGCCGUCAGCGACGAAGGUGACUCGAAAAUCAGUUUGUUCAGGGUACACGCUGAGAUAGGCGAUGAAGAUCGAGAGAUGCAGCAAGCCAUAACCGAGGGGCAAGCUGUGCGCGAGAGGUACCCGAAUAUAAGUUCAUCGUCUUUCAUCCGCAACCCGUUGUGCGACCUAGUCAUGGAAUCCUCAUCGGCUUCCGGAACGAAAUGGACCGUUAACUCCGGUUACACAAAAGACAACCUUGCUUCUGAUUACUGUAGAGCCAUCUUCGUGCCCCACGAGGCAUACUCCAUUAUGUCAUGCCUGAUGAACAUGUCAACUGAGAAAAUUUGCCCCACCACAUUUGGAGCCUUAUUAAGAACCGAUGUCCCGGUUACGACUACAAACGCCGAGCUCGCUCUUGCGAAGGAUUUGGCGGAAACAUUGCUAUGGUGUCGGAUUCACCGUGACAUGUCUCUGAGCGAUAACACCCAGGCAGACGAUACACAAUCGCAAGUGAUCUUGAAAGGAGAGAUGGCCAACCCGAAGGUUGGUACGAUCCGAUCGCACAGGGAUGUUACAUUGGGUAGUGCUAUCACAGUCGACCCUAAUACGCCACUGGCAGUGGCAGUGGGCGCAGGCACAGCUGAACUGGAGCUUACAUAUGUGGCCAGGAGAGUCGUGAGAGAUGGCGUGGAAGUUGAUCUCGUGAUAAUAACAUGGGCUAUGCUACCACAGACACGGUUACCGGGGCAAAUUGGCCCUCAAACCACAGACACGGUCACCGGGGCAAAUUGGCCCUCAAACCACAGACACGGUCACCGGGGCAAAUUGGCCCUCAAACCACAGACACGGUCACCGGGGGGCAAAUUGGCCCUAAAACCACAGACACGGUCACCGGUGGCAAAUUGGCCCUAAAACAGAGAGGAAACACACUUCUGUGUGCAAUGAAUAGAGGCACCGCUAGAUGUAUCUCAGAUAGGAACUAUCAACAAACUGCGAGUAAACGGAGGGUCGGUGGGAUUCAGUACGGAUCCAACCACAAUCGAGGAUGCGUCUGCUACCGAUGGUGGGUUUAUCAAUAGUGGCAACUUGGCCAUACGGAUGUACUUUGGUGUCGCUUAAUUGUGUGCUCUCAACUCUCCGCCAUGGCGCAAAGUAUCAAUGCUUAAAGAUGGUGCCCAUGCACAACACGAACAGCACCGGCAAAAGCCUCUUCCUUAGUAUACAACCCUAGGUGUGUAUAUGCACACCAUGGCUGCAAAAUGAUGUGUGGCUUUAGUUUGUCUGCAGAUCUUAACGAGUCGCACACACAGCCAGGUGCGCCACCACGCUAACCGCCCGAUACCCAAACAAACGUUAGAGACCAGGGUGAGCGUUUAUAAUACCGUCAGCAACGGAAGGAGUUAAAUAUAUGGGCCCUUCAUAGAAAUAUAUUAGAGACAAAUAAGUGCAAGGAGUAUCUAAAUGAAAACUCUGUUUUCACAACGUAGCUUCGAUUAAAGGUCGUUAGUGAAUUAAUCAAUACAGAGGUAUAUACAUAUCUUGUAUAAUGACAUUUGUACAUACACAUAUAUAGCUCCUGCACAGUCAAACCCUCAUAUAGACACACAUUCGGUGCAACUGAUAUUCCAUGCAAACUUAAUUGUAAGGUCGUGUCCCG
Sphaeroforma arctica JP610 is the source of this 3238-nucleotide messenger RNA. RefSeq lists its product as hypothetical. Bases 1 to 2493 code for a protein of 830 amino acids. The transcript is spliced from 11 exons. Gene Ontology annotation, molecular function: 2-oxoglutarate-dependent dioxygenase activity. The record is from RefSeq and is a predicted model, not a curated record. NCBI's taxonomy places the organism in Eukaryota, Ichthyosporea, Ichthyophonida.